AGGUAAUAUAUAACUGGACAGAGUAAUAAAACAAAAGCAACAGAAGCAUCAGAGAACAGUAGUCGUAUAAGGAAGACAUUUCCAGUUGCACAGCAAUCGGUAGGAUCCACAGUUAAAAGAGUUGUCAAGAAAUAUCCUCUUCAUUAUGGCUCCACAUGUUCCUGACAGUACAUUCAGUUAUGAGGCUGUGCCAACCAACAUCUCUUCUCAAGAACCCAUUCUGAGCUCUUCAAAUCCAGCUCCCAUAGAGGUUACCCAACCAGUGUCCAGUGUGUAUAACGUCCCUCAAGCUUCUCCGGUUGUGAACAUGUCUACUGUAGUUCCACAAUGGAAUGUCAUUGUUCCUUUCCCACAAGUUCCACAUCCAACCACUUUUUAUCAGACCUUUCUGAAAGGGAAGCCAUUUGCACUGAGUGUGGUGCUGUUUUUUGCAGCCGCAGUUAAUGUGACCAUGGGAAUUUGCAUGAUCUUCCUCUUUAUUUUCAAACUUUCUAUGGCAACUGGAAACCCCUUUUGGGCCGCAUUUACUUAUGUCAUUACAGGAAUUGUAACCCUUUCAGCUCACACUAAAGCAUCAAUUUGUCGGGUGAGAUGUUCUCUUGCUAUGAAUGUUAUAAGUGCUCUCGUGAGUGGUGUUAGCAUUAUUCUCGCCUCCCUGGAUCUAAAACAAUUGUCAUCUCGGAGGUGCAGAGAUCAUUGCCCAACUAUGACUAGUGACAUUGUUGUGCAGUCUGUGGCUCUGGUGAACAAUCUGCUAAUCCUCUGUGUGUCCAUAAUUCUUGGUGUUUUCGGGUGUCUCUCCCUAAGUGAUGUACCAAGUAUCCAACAGGUGUUCAUGUUAUACAAUGGACCCAUCGUUCCAGUUUCAGCCUCAGCCACCACCUCACCACCUCUGACACAAUAUCCGACUCCUUACAUCAUCCAAGAAGAUGUCAAGAGUCAACCAACAGUUGAAAUCACGCAAAGUCCCUAAGAGUCCAGGGUGGAUCUGCCUUUGUGCUCAC
Messenger RNA from Rana temporaria (common frog), 1004 nucleotides. Its product is annotated as membrane-spanning 4-domains subfamily A member 4D-like. Bases 146 to 973 code for a protein of 275 amino acids. NCBI's taxonomy places the organism in Eukaryota, Metazoa, Chordata, Amphibia, Anura, Ranidae. Gene Ontology annotation, cellular component: membrane. The transcript has 7 exons. The record is from RefSeq and is a predicted model, not a curated record.